UGUGAACUGUCGUGUAGAUUGUCAUUUGCGGUAUCGUUUCUGAUAAUAUUUGCAAAAAAAUGUCAUAAAAUUAAUAUUAUAGUUUAUUUGGAAAAACGAUUAUCUUUAUGUGUCGUGUUUCAUAAAGUAUAACAGCAAGUCAUACUUUCAAGUCAAAUAUAAAAAAAAAUGUUGUAAAAUUAUUGCUCAAUAUAUAUUUAGUGGUUAGACAUUAAAGUGUUAGUUACAAGUUGACAAAAUAGAUAAGAGAUGUGCGACAGAUAUCCGGGCUACUUGUUCAGUGGAACUCCUGUUAGUAGCUGGGACAGGGGAUUUAAUACAUUGGAAAAUCAAAUUCAACAGCAGUACAGAGGCAGGGCGGGCGCGGGCGCUCGCUGUUGGGGCAGCAUGUCGGAGGGCGGCGGCGUGUCGGCGGCCGGCGGGGACACGUGCAAGACGAACCUCAUCGUCAACUACCUACCGCAGACGAUGACGGAGAAGGACUUGUACGCGAUGUUCAUGACCAUUGGACCCAUCGAGAGCUGCAGGGUUAUGAAGGAUUUUAAGACUGGAUACAGCUACGGCUUCGGUUUCGUGAACUUCACGCGCGAGGAGGACGCCGCCAGAGCCAUAGACACUUUCAACGGAUACCAGCUCAGAAACAAACGGUUAAAGGUAUCAUACGCGCGUCCAUCAGGCGAAGACAUAAAAGACACGAACCUGUACGUGACGAACUUGCCGCGUGCCAUCACCGAAGACCAGCUCGAGACGAUAUUCGGCAAGUACGGGCGGAUAGUGCAGAAGCACAUACUGAGGGACAAGAACAACGGCACACCUAGAGGCGUAGCGUUUGUUAGAUUUGACAAAAGAGAAGAAGCGCAAGAGGCGAUAGCGGCGUUGAACAAUGUCAUACCAGAGGGCGGCACUGAGCCGCUUUGUGUUAAGGUGGCGGAAGAGCAUGGCAAGCAAAAAGCGGCGUAUUACGCGGGCUGGGCGGCCGGCUUCCACCACAACAGAGGCGAUUACGCAUGGGGUUGCAACAGCUGCGUGGGGCCAGAUAAUUGGGAGAGUUUUCCAUCCCCACCGCUAGGUGGCAGCCAUCCAACCACACCACGCAACGGAUGCCGGCCCGGCGCCUGCGCCAGCAGACCCAACUACCCAGUCCCGGGGAAACUGACUCCAAGAUCUGGCAGAGGCAGAAACCUUGCCUGGACACCAGGAUUUAACGGCGAGGAACGGUUUAAAGGCCAAAGAUGUAGAAACGGGCCGUCCCCGUAUUGGUAACAUAAGGUUAUUGUUUGAUGGUUAGAGAUUGGAAACACAUAAUGUAUAUAGUUCUUUUGUGCGGAUAGAGUUUUUCGUGUGAAUGAAGAACAGGCAUGUGAUCGAGAACGUUUAUUGACGGAUAUUUUUUCUUAGUUGUAACUGGCGUUCGUUUUGAAACGCGAGCAUUGUUGUUGCAACAUUAUUAAUUUUUAUAAUCGCUAUGUUGAACUUUAUUGAUCUCGGGGGCCGGUUUUAUGAAAUUAUGCCGUUUUAAACGUCAAAGAAGACAGAAAUAAAUAACCUUGGACAAUUUGUCUUGUGUCUGCCAGAGGACUUAAACCUAAAUGGAGUUACAUAUUACAAUGAAAUGACGUAUAAAAGAAGUACCUAUUUAUACGUUUUCUAUGGCACUGCACGCCUGGCAUAUAACAAAAUAUUGCCAGAUGCUAAAAUGAUGGUUACAACAGUGCGACAAAAUAUACGCAGUUUUGUGAAGACUUUAAAACACACUUGUUGUGUUAGCAGCGAGCCCGUAGCCCUUAUUUAUACACGCGAAGUGUGUCAUUGCGCACUCGCGCUAUGUUCACUGCGCGACAUAUCGUAGUGUUGUUAAAUGAAUAUUUCUUUUGCGUCAUGUCAAAGAAAAGCCCCUAAUGUGAUUAAGAUAUACAUGUCUAUUUAAAAUGAAAUGAGAAUGUACGUGACAGUCGAUUUUAUUCGGGCCAUGUUGAGUUUUGUAAAUAGUAUAUCUACGUGUGUAUUCGUAGUGCAUGUCCUGUGAUAUAAUUUCUGUGCAAACAACCUAAAAGUUCGAAUGGCAUGGGAAAUGAACAGUGCAGUAAUAUACAUAUCAAGAGUGUUUAGGGAUAAACGCGGUUUGUUAAUAAUUUGUCCACUCUGUUAAAAAAUAAUUAGGUAUAGAAAAUUGCUUAGCGUUAACGAUUUACAAAAUUGUUCAUUUUGUGAAAUAAACGACAUUUACUCACUUUACUUUAUUAUUUUUUUAAUUUAUUGUCGAACUUUUAUUUAGAAUUUCAUUUUCUAUAAAUAGGAAAAAUUGCUUCAAUCCCUUUUUAAAAGUACCAGAACAUUGUUAAAUGAGACACUAGAUGAUAAAAAACAUUCAAAAACGAAUUAAGUUAAUAUAUAUUUUAACAUCAUUUUAUUAGAAUAAAUAUUGGCAAACAUUCGGGUACGAGUACUUUGAUCUUUAAACACUUUUGACGUGUAUCAUUAUAUCCCUUUAGCCAGCUCAUGAUAUUGAUAUUUUUAAUAUGUAUACAUCUCACAAUUUUAGUGGUAACACUAUUUACAAAGUCGGAUGACUAAAAAAACUGUGUAGACAGUUAUAACGGCUUUGGCAAGAUAAUGGUAUAUUUUUAUCAUCAUAUAAAAAAAAAUAGAGUACCAUUGAUUGCAAUGGCGAUAAGAUGUAUUGUCGAUAAUUGAUAAUGAAAUAAAGUUUUGGCCUAUGAAUGAAUUGGCCGUCUGUGUCGCCCAAUUUAAUUCCUCAUAUUUCCUUAGGAAAUUUGUAAUUGGUCAAUAUUUUUACGUCAAUGUAUGGCAGACAUAUUUAUUGGCAAGGUGUUAAAUUUUGGCAAUUUUACGAAAUGUAAUGGCCAUAUUUAAUAUUAUUAAUACAUCUUCUGAUAAUUAAGAGUGAGAAAGAUACGUAUUGUGUCGCCGAGCAUUGCUAACCAUUGCCGUGGAAAUAUUGGUCGUUUACAAGUUCCUUUAAAAUGAGGAAAUAUUUCCCCCAUGCCAGAGUUAAGGUUUUUAAAUGGAGAUUUGAUAAUUUGUUUUAAUUCUUUCACGAGGAGUUUUGGUUUAGUUUAUAUUGCGUUUGUUUAUACGUAAUAUUGUUUUUUUUUUUGUAAACUUUCACCGCUGGCAAAACGUGUAUAUUUUAUAAAUUUGAAUAAACUAUGACAGAGUGUUAUGAAAGUUUAAAUUUACUAUAAAGUUGGAUAAAUUAUUUAUAUUUUUUUUUCAAAUACAAUAUAUUUUAUACGCCUCACUUCCUUAAACACGACUUUAUGUUAAUAGUGGUUUUAGUAGAUAUUUUUAGAUCACAUUAUAGUUAAAAUCCGCAUUUACGUUUGGCGUUCACGAAAAGUUUUUCGUUUACGCCUCCGAAAAUCUGCUAAACUGGUUCGGUCUCCAUCGUAUUUGCUAUAAAUUUUUAAAAGCUGUUACAUUUAAAAACCGGUUAAUGUAAGUUGAACUCGUACACUCCGAGUUUCGUACAAUGCUAAAUUUCUUUCUGGUAUGAAUUGAUAUUAUAUUCGCGAUAAAAACAAAUUAUUAGACAAACACAAUCCUCUACUUAUUGCAGUUCAAAAGAUGGCCAUUUAAGAUUGGCUAGAAAGGAUAGGUCGACUUAGCAGGUCAAUGAAUUAAUGUUGCACGAGGCACCAUAACUAAGACUUCUUUUUGGUCCGUGAAUACAGCUUAGAGCUUUUGAAAUGAGAAAAAUAAAACAACUGAUGUGAGGAAAAAAUCAGUUUUAGUAUUAGAACUUUGUAGGAAUUGUGUUGGAAUUUUUCUAUUAUUGUCAGUGUAGUGUAUAGUGUAAAUACUUCACAGGACUAAUAAUAGUAUUAUUUUAAAAGUAGGUUAUUUAGAUUUUCUUCUUCCCUGAAAUAUGUAAUAUAGAAAUUCUGGUUAUUAGGUACUAAAGGUUUGGGUUCUACGAAAACACGGCCCAAAAAUGUGCUUCUAGUUUACGUCAUGCAUUUCACACAAUUGCUCAAUUUUUUUAGUCAGCGGUGAAACGGACCCUACCCUUGAAAAUACUUUAAUUUUUAAUCGUUUGUAUCUCCUUUCAAAAUGGUUUGUAAAUUUUCCCAUUACUUACUUUUGAAUUUGUUUGCUGUAAUUAUCAAAAGUCUGGGUAUUUGUUUAUGUUACCUAAGUUGCUUUUAUUUUAAAAAAUAUAACAUAAUAUUAU
Manduca sexta (tobacco hornworm) is the source of this 4195-nucleotide messenger RNA. RefSeq names its product sex-lethal homolog (gene Sxl). Gene Ontology annotation, molecular function: mRNA 3'-UTR binding; poly(A) binding; poly(U) RNA binding. Gene Ontology annotation, cellular component: ribonucleoprotein complex; cytosol; nucleus. The coding region runs from base 250 to 1263 and encodes 337 amino acids. NCBI's taxonomy places the organism in Eukaryota, Metazoa, Arthropoda, Insecta, Lepidoptera, Sphingidae. The record is from RefSeq and is a predicted model, not a curated record. The transcript has 8 exons.